UACUUUUCCUUUCACGUGUCCGCUCUGUGAUUGUCAGUGUGUUGAGGAGACUCAGCUGUGGAGUGAAAUCCCCGUUCAGACGGAGGAGCCCGCUCAGCGAACCAACGCCGCGCACACGGACGAGGUGGAUGAGAUCCGGCUGGACGUGCGGAUCGAGGAGAGCGUCUCCGCUUCCACCGGAGUCCAGGACUCCUUUAAUGUAGAAGUGCAUUAUUUAGGACAGCAGGUCCUAAAACGUCAAGUCCAGAGCCCGGACGUCCGGAUAAUGUACGUACCGUCCUCUCCGGUUCCCCCGACGCCGGCCUUCCUGAGGUUUACACGCAUCCCGCUGCCCGAGCCGCCCUCCACGCUGCCGGCCGGCCCGGAGCUGCAGGCUCUCUUCACGCUGCUGCCCUUCAUGGAGAAAGGCGUGCUGCUGACCACGGCGUCCGCGGGCGUUUACGGGAAACGGUUCUGCCAGGGGCGGGUCUUCUGGACGGGGCCGCACACGACCUCGCCGGGGCUGCACAAGAUGGAGAGAAACACGGAGCCGGUGAUGCUCUUCAGCAAAGAGACCUUCAGUCGAGAGCUGGAUCACUUCCGUGCGAACGGCGGCGAGCCUCCUCAGUGUGGCGUCACGCUGUGUUUCGGAGAAGAGCUGAGUAAAACUGAAGACCCGUUUGGGAAACUCAUCAUAGUUCAGGUAAUUGUACGUGUCUAAAGACUCAACACCUCA
Messenger RNA from Plectropomus leopardus (leopard coralgrouper), 715 nucleotides. Lineage: Eukaryota; Metazoa; Chordata; Actinopteri; Perciformes; Serranidae. The record is from RefSeq and is a predicted model, not a curated record.